UCCAUCCGCGGUGAGAGUGAACAUGUCGGCCCGGUCUCUGCGGUCUCUGUCCGGAGUCCUGAAGCCAGUGUUCAGCAACCGGUGGCCCAGGGUUUAUGGUGCUGCUACAUGUAAUCGGAGACACACGUCCACUUACACUACCAUACCUCCCCCUGCACGGUAUGGAGGCAGACACACAGUGACUCUUAUUCCUGGAGAUGGAAUUGGACCAGAGCUGGCCCACCAUGUGCGUGAAUUAUUUCGGUUCUGCUGCGUGCCAGUGGACUUUGAGGUUGUCAAUGUGGACUCGUCUAUGGCCUCAGAAGACGACAUUAAUAAUGCUAUAAUGGCUAUCAGACGCAAUGGAGUUGCACUGAAAGGUAACAUUGAGACCAACCAUAACCUGCCACCCUCCUACAAAUCCCGGAACAAUCUGCUCCGCACCACUCUGGAUCUGUAUGCCAAUGUGAUGCACUGCCAGUCUCUGCCAGGAGUGAGGACACGCCACAAAAACAUCGACAUCAUGAUAAUCAGGGAAAACACAGAGGGAGAGUACAGCAGCCUGGAGCACGAGAAUGUACCGGGGGUUGUUGAAUGUCUGAAGAUAAUCACCAGGACCAAAUCCUUGCGCAUCGCUGACUACGCGUUUAGAACGGCUCGGGAGAAAGGACGCAGACGAGUCACUGCUGUACACAAAGCUAACAUCAUGAAGUUGGCUGACGGCCUCUUUCUGGAGUGCUGUAAGGAGGUUGCCAGCGGUUACCCUGAAAUCAACUUCGACAGCAUGAUUGUAGACAACACCACCAUGCAGCUGGUUUCCAGGCCUCAGCAGUUCGAUGUAAUGGUCAUGCCCAACCUGUAUGGCAACGUUGUGAGCAAUGUGUGUGCGGGGCUAGUUGGAGGACCGGGCCUGGUGCCUGGAGCUAACUAUGGACAGGACUACGCCGUGUUUGAGACGGGAACAAGGAACACAGGAAAGAGCAUUGCUAACCGCAACAUAGCCAACCCCACGGCCAUUCUGCUGGCCUCCUGCCUGCUGUUGGAUCACCUGAAGCUCCACGCCUACGCUAGCAUGAUCCGCAGAGCCAUCCUGACCAUCGUCACCGAGACUCGGCUGCACACUGCUGACCUGGGGGGCCAAGGCUCUACCUCUGAAGUGGUCCAGUCCAUCAUGAAUGCUAUUCAGAGCACCGGGCCCCGCACGCUGAGCAUCUAGAACACACAGACAUAAAUAUGGGAAACCCCUCAAAUAGCAGAGAUGAGUACCUCUAAUACUAGACCUCUCUUUACUAACUCUCCUAUGCAAUUUUACAAUAACAAUAGUGAGUUGUUUAAUAGUAAUACUGAAAUGAUCUAUGCAACGGUUUUUAUUUACUCACAGGAUUUAGUAGUUUUAAAAGUUCAAUUUAAAGCAGAUUAAUAUAUAUUAAUAUAAAUUGUUUCCUGACCUCGUUUUUUUUUUUUUUUUAAAGUUGUUUGAGCUCUUUGUUUUAAGCUACAGUACAAUCAUACUGCAGCAGUCCGAGUUACACCCACCCUCUCCAUGUGUAUUAGUUUAUUCAUUAUUAAGUGAACAGAGUUAUUCAUGUAUUUGAAAUUUAAAUUAUUUUAGACCAAACACAGCUGUCCUCCUGCUGGAUGUAUUGUAUGUAUGUCAGGAUUUCUGGCUGUUGGUCUGACCCUGACACCUCUAAUAAAGCCUGUUUCCCUCUACUUCAUUCAUCCCCACAGUCGUCUGUGCUGAAACACCCAUGUAUAAAUGUGUCCCGCACUGGCUCAUCUAGACCACAGGGAGGCCACAUUGUCUUGUGUAACCACUACAUUUGUUGUGUUAUGGAGUGACACUCUAACAACUAAUAACUCUAAUAAGGUCUAUAAUAAUUAAAUAUUUGUAAAACUCAUUGUGUGCAAAAAAGCAUCCCAAAAUGCUCCGUUAAAACAAUAUUAAGCAGAAAAUAAAAUAAAACUGAACAGUAGAGAAAAUGUUUGAUAAUAAUACUACAAUAAUACACAAUAAUGCCAAGAGGAAAAACAUACAAUAAAAAGUAUAGGUAGGCAGUUAGUUAAUAAUACUGGUAAUAACAGCCUACUACUAAUAUUAAUGUACUUUAACAACUUUUUAAAAUAAUAAUAAAGUGCUUCAAAACUCAAAACCUCUAUCCACUUUUUUUUUCCAAUACUGAACUCCUGUUCAGACAGAGUGACUUACCUGUGAUGAGGUGUGCACAGACUCAUACAGGUUAAGGAGUCUGAAAUAUAGCCAACAGUGUUGUUAUUGAAAGUGAUCAGAAAAAACAGUUUCAGAGUGAACAGAGAGUCAGAGUGAGCAGGAGGGUGAGGGGUAACAUCUCUUGGUCUGAAUGAGUGAGUAGUGAUAACGGGAAGCAGAUAGAAACAUUUUGACUAAUAACUUUGACUCCAUUUACUCCCAACAUGAACAUGGGAUCUGUAUUUGGAUAUUUGAAUAAGGAAAAACGUAACAGCACUGACCAGGAUCACAUGCAUCAAUAAGGCUUUUCUACAGAAUCAUAAUCUCUAAUACUCAAACACAUUUCACUGCUAA
Messenger RNA from Seriola dumerili (greater amberjack), 2542 nucleotides. RefSeq names its product isocitrate dehydrogenase [NAD] subunit gamma, mitochondrial-like. Gene Ontology annotation, biological process: isocitrate metabolic process; tricarboxylic acid cycle. The record is from RefSeq and is a predicted model, not a curated record. Lineage: Eukaryota; Metazoa; Chordata; Actinopteri; Carangiformes; Carangidae. The transcript is spliced from 12 exons. Gene Ontology annotation, cellular component: mitochondrion. Gene Ontology annotation, molecular function: oxidoreductase activity, acting on the CH-OH group of donors, NAD or NADP as acceptor; magnesium ion binding; NAD binding. The coding region runs from base 23 to 1195 and encodes 390 amino acids.